Messenger RNA from Schistosoma haematobium, 2295 nucleotides. RefSeq lists its product as uncharacterized. The record is from RefSeq and is a predicted model, not a curated record. Gene Ontology annotation, biological process: G protein-coupled receptor signaling pathway. Bases 318 to 1943 code for a protein of 541 amino acids. Gene Ontology annotation, cellular component: membrane. Gene Ontology annotation, molecular function: G protein-coupled receptor activity. NCBI's taxonomy places the organism in Eukaryota, Metazoa, Platyhelminthes, Trematoda, Strigeidida, Schistosomatidae. The transcript has 3 exons.
ACUUGAUCCAUGACAAGGUUGUGAAUGCACACUGCUAAUGAAUCGUACUUUAUAAAUAUUCAGCUAAUUUGUACACCCUGGUUUUAAAUGUAUCAUUACAUGGAAUUAAUUUAUGAAGAAAACCACAGCAUGUUGCAUGUAGAUAUGGCCUUGAGGUCGAACCCCGGACUUAAGAUUAUCCAAUUAAAAUUACGAAAAAAAAGAAAAAGAAAAGGAAAAAGAAAAAUUAAAGAAAAAGGAAAGAAAAAAGCAAAAAUUGCAAAUUCUUUUAAUUAUAAUUCAUUAUUUCUGAUUGAAUUAAUCAUUAUUGUUAUGUUAUGGAUGAACCAAUACAUAAUCAUGUUAUUGAUGAAUCAAAUAAUUUACCAUUUACAAAAAGUGAAGUAACAUUUUUAGUUAUUCUAUUUGCAGCAGUUAUCAUAUUAGCUGUAGUUGGUAAUACAAUUGUAUGCAUAUUAUUACGUUUUCGUUAUUGUAAUCUAUUGAAAUGUUUUACAAAUACAUUAGGAUGUAAAAAGAAAUCUACAUUAUCUAAAUCAAUUCAUCAUCAUCAUCAUCAUAAUCAUAAUAACAAUAUUGAUCCAUGGGUUGAUGAAUGUCCAAGUAGUCAACAUGAAUGUAGUUGUGGUAAAACAUGUAUUGUACAAAAUACACAUCGUUAUGUCAUAUUUAAAUCAAUGCAUAAACAACAUGAACCAGGUACAAGUGGUGGAAAUUAUGCUGGAUCUAUUACUGUAGCUAAUAAUAUAUCAGUAUUACCAAAUGAAAAACGGACUAAUUUCACAACAAAACAUAAAUGGAAAGCUGAUAAUUAUUUAAGAGGAAUGCGUACAUCAAGUAUAACAAGUUUAUUUUUAUUUAAUCUUAGUUUAGCUGAUAUACUUAUGGCUGUAUUAUGUAUACCAAUGAAUGUUAUUACAGAAAUUGUUUAUUUAUGGUGGCCACUUGGUGAACCAUUAUGUAAAAUUGUACCAUAUGCACAAGGUGUCAGUGUAUUUGUUAGUGCAUUAACACAUGUACUUAUUUCAUGGGAUAGAUUUGUAUUAGUAUUUUUUCCAUUACAACCAAGAAUGACACAACGUAAAGCGAUUUAUUUAUUACUUAGUGUAUGGAUAUUAGCCUUAAUUAUACCAUUACCAGUACCUAUUGUAAAUAGAACAAUAAAACGUGAUAAUGAAACAUUUUGUAUAGAAGAUUGGAGUUUAUUAUUAUCAUCUAUUAAAACAAUUAAUAUGGAUAAUUUUACAAAUCUAGAACAAAUUAAAAAUGAAAUUACAAUACAAAUUAAUGAUAAAUCAAUGAUAUUACAAAUUGAUGUUAUCUAUACAAUAUUAUUAAUGAUAUUACAAUAUUUUUUACCAUUAGGUAUGAUAUGUGGAACAUAUAUAGCUAUAGGUAUUAAAGUUAUACGUUUACAAACACCUGGUGAACGGGAUAGUGCAAGAGAUCAAAAAUUAACUAGAGCUAAACGAAAGAUGGUGAAAAUGUUAACAUUAGUAGCAUUAAUGUAUGGUUUAUCACAAUUACCAAGGCAUACAAUCUAUUUACAUGGAUUAAUUAAUCGUGACUUUUGGUUUAAAUCUUAUUCAAUUAAAGCAUGGGCUGCAGCAAAUUUCGCUCGUGAUUCAUCCACAUGUUAUAAUCCAUUUAUAUAUGCAUGGAUAAAUAAAAAUUUUCGACAAGAUAUUUAUCAUUUAUUUUAUUCAUGCUUUUUAUCAUGUUUUAAAAUACGUUUACCUAAAUUAACACGUUCAUCAAAUAAAACAAAUUUGUUAACACGUAGCAACAAUAAUAAUAUACAAUUGCCAAUGAUUCGUAUGAAUCAACCAUCAUCUAUAAAUGAAGGGAAUUCAAAUUCUAUUCAUUAUUUCCCAAUCAAUCAUUCAACUACUCAUAGUGAAUUACAUGAUAAAUCAAAUGUAAAUCGUAUUUCAGAUGCUUAAAACAAAACAAGACACUAAUAACAAUAACCACCAACACCACCACCAGCACCACCACCACUACAACAACAACAACACAUUCAAGAUACUUAAGUGGUGUUAAUAAUGUAAAACUAUCUAGAUAGAUUAUGUUUUAAUCUAUACUGUUUAUUUUAAACAGAAGUAAAAAGAAGUUAAAAUGUAUUUUGUAUACAUUUACACGUACCAUUAUUACUAUGUAUUGGUUCAGUAUAAUAAUAUCAUGAUAACAUUGUGAAAGAUUUAUGAUUAUGAUUAUAUAGAAAUGUCAUUUAUUUCAUGACAAAUGUUAAUAUUCUGUAUUAUUUUCUAUUUUAAAAUAUAUAAAUAUACUUUA